Molecule: messenger RNA, 2414 nt
Organism: Canis lupus familiaris (dog)
Lineage: Eukaryota; Metazoa; Chordata; Mammalia; Carnivora; Canidae
Gene: AKT1
Product: AKT serine/threonine kinase 1
Exons: 15
Coding region: 237-1679 (480 amino acids)
Biological process (GO): protein phosphorylation
Molecular function (GO): ATP binding; protein serine/threonine kinase activity
Source: RefSeq, a predicted model, not a curated record
ACGCACAGAGUGGGUGAAGUCUGGGGCGAGAAGGAGGAACCCCGGCCUGUGGGCAGGGAGCUCAGGGGCACUCACCAGGGCCCUGGAGAGGCCAAGCAGCAUAGACCAGAGCAGUCAGAGGGGCUGCCUGGAGGAGGUGGCAGAGGCUGGGUACGCCGGCUGGCCUCGGGGAGACCCUGCUGAGAGGGGCCAGCGAGGGGCGCUGGGGUGGCCCCGGCCCGCUGGAGCAGGGCGCCAUGAACGACGUGGCCAUCGUGAAGGAGGGUUGGCUGCACAAGAGAGGGGAGUACAUCAAAACCUGGCGGCCCCGGUACUUCCUCCUCAAGAACGACGGCACGUUCAUCGGCUACAAGGAGCGGCCCCAGGAUGUGGAGCAGCGAGAGUCCCCCCUCAACAACUUCUCCGUGGCACAAUGUCAGCUGAUGAAGACUGAGCGGCCCAGGCCCAACACCUUCAUCAUCCGUUGCCUGCAGUGGACCACGGUCAUCGAGCGCACCUUCCACGUGGAGACACCCGAGGAGCGGGAGGAGUGGACGACUGCCAUCCAGACAGUGGCCGACGGGCUCAAGAGGCAGGAGGAAGAGAUGAUGGACUUCCGGUCGGGCUCGCCCAGUGACAACUCGGGGGCUGAGGAGAUGGAGGUGUCCCUGGCCAAGCCCAAGCACCGUGUGACCAUGAAUGAGUUUGAGUACCUGAAGCUGCUGGGGAAGGGCACGUUUGGGAAGGUGAUCCUGGUCAAGGAGAAGGCCACGGGCCGCUACUACGCCAUGAAGAUCCUGAAGAAGGAGGUCAUUGUGGCCAAGGACGAGGUUGCCCACACGCUCACGGAGAACCGUGUUCUCCAGAACUCUCGGCAUCCCUUCCUGACGGCCCUGAAGUACUCCUUCCAGACCCACGACCGCCUCUGCUUCGUCAUGGAGUACGCCAACGGGGGCGAGCUCUUCUUCCACCUGUCCCGGGAGCGGGUGUUCCCCGAGGACCGGGCGCGCUUCUACGGCGCCGAGAUCGUGUCGGCCCUGGACUACCUGCACUCGGAGAAGAACGUGGUCUACCGCGACCUCAAGCUGGAGAACCUCAUGCUGGACAAGGACGGGCACAUCAAGAUCACGGACUUCGGGCUGUGCAAGGAAGGCAUCAAGGACGGAGCCACCAUGAAGACCUUCUGCGGGACGCCCGAGUACCUGGCCCCCGAGGUGCUGGAGGACAACGACUACGGCCGGGCGGUGGACUGGUGGGGGCUGGGCGUGGUCAUGUACGAGAUGCUGUGCGGCCGCCUGCCCUUCUACAACCAGGACCACGAGAAGCUCUUCGAGCUCAUCCUCAUGGAGGAGCUGCGCUUCCCGCGCACGCUCAGCCCUGAGGCCAAGUCCCUGCUCUCAGGGCUGCUCAAAAAGGACCCCAAGCAGAGGCUCGGAGGGGGCUCAGAGGACGCCAAGGAGAUCAUGCAGCACCGCUUCUUCGCUAGCAUCGUGUGGCAGGACGUGUACGAGAAGAAGCUCAGUCCGCCCUUCAAGCCUCAGGUCACGUCGGAGACAGACACCAGGUAUUUUGAUGAGGAGUUCACGGCCCAGAUGAUCACCAUCACGCCGCCCGACCAAGGUGACAACAUGGAGGGGGAGGACAGCGAGCGGAGGCCCCACUUCCCGCAGUUCUCCUACUCGGCCAGCGGCACGGCGUGACGAAGGCCGGCUGGCUGCGCCGCGCUGCCCACCGCGCCGCCCACCGCGCCGCCCACCGCGCCGGCCCCGGGUCGGGGAGGAAGCCUGGCAGGACCGUUAGGAUUUCGUGUUUAGUUCUGGAUGCACUGGGAGGAGCCGCGCCCUGCUCCGGGGAUGGGAAGACCGGCGGCCCCGAGGAAGGGGUCCUGCGCGCUUCUCUAAUUUAUUUCAUCCGGGUCUCCAGACACGGCCUUGGCCUUCAGAACGAUUAGCCUCACAUAGGAAAAGGCUGAGGACCUCGCGCAGCCACGCGCCUGCGGCCCCCGUCCCUCCCGCCGGCUGUCCUGGCCCAGCCUGGCCGUGGCACGCUGGCCUGGUCCCCUCCCGGGGCAGGCCAGGCCGGGCUCGCCCGAGAGGCAGAGGAACGACGUUGCAAUCCGUUGCUGUGUAUCAUGCUAUUCACGUGCAUCUUGGGGUUUUGUUAAUCUUAGUGACAAGAAAGCCCCUCCCUCCCCCCCUUUUGUCCCUUUGGGGCCAUCCCACUUCGGUGGUGUCCCAGGUAUCACGUGUCCUCCGGAGCAGCUUCACUGGCCCGCCGUGCGCCCAGUGCCCUUCGGAGGGGCCUUCGGAGCACCCUCCGCGCCUCGCGGCCCGACGUUGUGCUGCACGGGGGCGCUUUUUACAUUCAACUUUACUAUUUUUACUAUUAUGAAACUUUCCCUCCGAAUUCUUCAAUAAACACUGCUUUUCAACUUU